AUGACUACCACAAUUCUAGAUUUUCUCCCAUAUGAGAUCCAUCUUAAGGUUAUAGACCAUUUGAAGGAUCCUGACGAUUUGAUCAGUUAUUUAACCACCAUUCCACUACUUUAUCCACAUAUGGCUAGUUAUAUUCGUAUUAUCACAUACUCAGAAAAGAAAGUUCAGUUUGAUGCAACAAACAUACCAAAAGAUUGUUUUGUCACGGGCGAUCAAUUAUGUGAUCAUAAAGCUCUUGAUAGAGUCUUCGAUGAAUUCAAAGGAGUUGUUAUCCUAGAUUGUACCACCACCUUCUUUACCUUCUUAGAUAUUUCAGUUGUCUUAAAAAAAAUUCAGCAGGUUAUUCAAAAGAGUCCAAGAUCAUUAACGUUAAAAGUGAACAUUCGGGCACCCAAGGCCGGAGUUAGUUUCACUCCCACUUAUAUCACCAAUGCAAAGCUUCUCCUAACAUAUUUAAUGGAGGUACCCAUUGACAAGAUCACACACUUCAGCAUCCCAUUAAAUCAUAAAAUUAGUGUGGAUGGGGCAGAUUCUGUUCUCGAUUUACUAGAUAACACGCCAACCGCUGAUGUGGAUGAUGUUAAAGAGCUUAUAGUUGAAAGACACUUGAUCAAGAGAGGAAUUCUAGAUAUUUCUGAUCAUCCCAAGUUGGAGAGCUUAAAAAUUGUUGGUGUUAGGUCGAGAUUUAGAUUCCAUGAUGGUUUUAUCUUGCCUGAAACCUUAAAGAUCGAUAGAAGUGGGAUUAACUUCAGACCCACUACUCAAAUGUGUCAAAAUUUGAAAUAUCUUGAUGUGAAUCAUAGAUGGACUCCCAAAUCUUUAGAAGACUUUGAUGAAGAUGACUUUCGUAGAAAUGACAAUAACAUAGAUACACUAGGGGGUUUUGAUGCACCAAAGUUAAAGGAGGUUAGUCUAACUUUUUUAGGUCAUGGAAUCAAUGCUGUAAACAAUAUUAGAGCACCAUCAUUAGAGAAGCUUUUUGUGAGACAACUAGGUCUUAUGGCUUUCAAUUUGGGGAACAUUGAUGCUCCUAAUUUAGAAUCAUUAUAUGUCAAGGCAAGCACGCUUGCCUGCGAAGGUAUUGAUGUGUUUCCAAGUUUGAAACGAUUCUUUAUUUCAGCUGGUAGUAUUGAUAAUCAUUUACAUAAUAUAUACAGGAAUCGUGAAGCUCGUCGAUACUACUUUUUAGAGAACUCAGUUGUUGGUGAAAUUGAAAACGGUCAGCAUCAUCUUUUAGAUGGUUUAAAUAUGAAAAAUCUCAAGAGUCUAUUCCUCAAAGGUUUUCCACGUUGGAGUGAAUAUCCAACAUCAGCUUUGUUUCCAAGAUUAAAGAAAUUGAAGAUUGUUUACGAUCAAACAUUAGGUACUUUUCCAAAAUUGAAUGCACCAGAGCUAGAAGUGUUGGUUAUCCAAGGUUGUGCAAACUUGCGUAACUUGGACAAUUUGGCUGAGAACUAUCCCAAAUUGAAAUACUUGAGACUUGAAGAAGUUGAAAAAACGAUUCAUUUCAAAGAUUGGUUUAAAAAAGAUUUGGAAUUUCUUUCAAUUGAUGCAGCCUCAUUGAAAUUUUCAAGAUGUUUAUUUCCAAAACUUCAAAGAUUAAGGAUCUACUCAACAGGUUCAAGGGGUCAACCACCUAAGGAUGUUCAAAUAUUUGAUUUCAAAGAUAUCAUAGCACCUCGGUUAACCGAUUUAGCCUUAAUAUGCCCGUAUUGGAAGUUCGGUGGAAAGUUCUCUGAUAUUUUUGAGUCGAUGUAUUACCAGUUUUUGAAGAGUUAUUUGAUUAAAGUACAAAACCUUGUUACUGGAUCAUGGCCAGAAGGGUUGGAUAUGAUUAGUAUAGAGAACUCUGAAAAGAUUGGUUACCGUUACCGAUGUUAG
This is a messenger RNA of Hansenula ciferrii, 1881 nucleotides long. RefSeq lists its product as uncharacterized. The transcript has a single exon. NCBI's taxonomy places the organism in Eukaryota, Fungi, Ascomycota, Saccharomycetes, Phaffomycetales, Wickerhamomycetaceae. The coding region runs from base 1 to 1881 and encodes 626 amino acids. The record is from RefSeq and is a predicted model, not a curated record.